GUUGCUGCUGCGGUGGUCUUUGGAGGACUACCGGAGGAGUGCGACGUUGCUGAUGCACAGUUUGGUUUUGCUACAGCCCGCUCUGCAGCCGACCCUUCCCAAGAGGCUCGCCUACGAGCCAUCGAGGCUUCGAUUGAUAAGCUCUCCCGCGCCGUCUCCGCAGCCGUUGGGGCCGGCGCUCCAGGUGCAAAGGUUGCUGCCUCUACCAAGCAAGGUGCCAAGGCUAAGACGAAGGUAGGCCGUCCUCCUGAGUCGGUGCCGGGCACCCCGAUGCCAAGGGGCACCGCGCGUGAGGUCCCAGGCCUUGACCCUGCUGUUGUUCGGGCUGCCUUGGACGCUGGAAUCGAAAAGGGCCAGCUCGAGGAGCUGAAAGGCCUGUUGGGUGAGAAGCGUUCUGCCCUUCGCGACUUCCCGGCUCAGAGGAACGAGCUUGACGAUGCCGAGGGCCUUCUCCGGGGUCAAGAGUUCGGGGGAGCUUCUGGUUCUGAAGCGCCUUCUGAAGGUGUUGCUGGUGCUGGGGUUGCCUCCUCUCCGGUUGAGCAUGCCGUUGUCGCGUUGACAAAGAUCGUCAGCGAGCUCUCUCGAGGCCGGCGGGGCCCCGACAAGACGAACCUAGAGGCUGCGCUGGACAGGGCCGAAGGCUUCAGUACUGGGGCCGAGGGGUCUCUGAGCUCUUCUUCUGGGUCCCGCUCAAAGUCCACCGCCUACCGUGUCUUGAAGGAUGCGGUCAGAAAUGACCCGGCUCAGGUUUACAGCAGCAUCGAGCGCCUCCUCGAGGAGGAUUUGCUGCACAGGCAGCUUGACGCUGGGCUUGCCGAUGCCAAGGCCACCUCGCGUGGCUGGCUAGAGCAUCGCUCGCAUCUCUCCUUGUAUCCCACAACGGUGCGUCUCCUGUGGGCUAUCACGGGAAUUUGGGACUGCCUCAGAUCUGACCGCCCCGACGAAGCCCGUGCUCGGGCAGCCUUGGCUGUGGCUGCCGCGGACCAGCAGGCGUUGGACGGGGGAAGCUGGGUUCUUGCAGAACACUUCUUGCUUGAGCAGGGGCCUCCGCUUUCGGCUUUCGCUAACCGCAGAAAUGCCCAGCUCGACCCCGUUGAUAGCUAUCACACGAGACUUUUUGAGCCGCGCUGGGCCGAGCUCUGCCUCCACAGAGUUCGUGAGCUUGAGCAGCACCUCGAGGCGAAAAAGAAGCUGGGGGGAAAAGCGCUCUGGCUGCCGCUUUGGGCCGACCCAAUGGCUGCUCCCGGGGCGCUUGCUUCUACAGUGGUCCCUUCGGACCUGUGGCCCUCCUUGGGCGAUUUUCUGCAGCGCUUCCCCGAAGUGCACGGCACCUUCACAACCAGCACAUUCCCUGACUUUGGGCCUGCGUGUCCUCCCUCGUUCUUUCGCCGCUCCCUCGCCGAGGUCGGCCCUUCUGUGUUUGAAGUACAGCACGGCAACCAUGGCGCUUUUGAGUGCAUCGCUAUGGUGCUGGAUUUUCUUUCUUCUGAGCCUUGCCACCGGGUCAAGCGUGGCCCUGGCCGUUCUUUUCUCUGUGCUCCUUUCUCAGGGGAGCUUGCUUCUGCUUCGGCUCGGGCUUGGGCCCGAAUAGCUGAGGCUGUUGACAUGUGGAACUCCCAGCCUCCUGUCACUGCCGGGGAUAUGGGCAGAACUGCAGUUAAGGUCGAGAAGGUUGAGGCCCAGGUCCGUGCUCUGGCUGUGGUCGACCCAAGUGCUCGCUGCUCCUCCCUCCCUGACCUGAACCUAGCAAAGGACGUGGAGGUUUCUCGGGUUAGCCUGCCUCGCAGCCGGCCGGCUUUCGACCCGGCUCCCUUCUUGGACAGGGAUCUUCGCUCGCUGUACCUUAGCCCCAGCCUCCACAGCGUGCCUCUUGAAGAUGCUCCGGCCCCUCCUCCCCGCGUCACUUUCAGGUGUUCCUCAAAAGAUGCCCGGAUGGAUUUGCUGACCGCUUUGGAUGCUUCGGGCCGCCUUCGUCUCUUCAGAGGGGACCUGCAUGACCAUCGCACCGCCUGCGGGCUGUUUGCAAUCCCGAAAAGCACUGAGGCCGAUCGGCUGAUAGUCGAUGCCCGCCCGGUGAAUUUGGUUAUGGCCUCCGACAUGACUUGGCUCGGCACCAUGGGGGCGGCCACUGCAUUGCUUCGGUUCGAGCUGGAGGACUCUGAACAACUUUACCUUUCGGGGGACGACAUUCGUGACUACUACCAUCAAUUCCUGACUACGGAGGAUCGCUCCGCUCACUAUCGAUUUGUGGGCUUCUACUCCCCUUCCUCCCUGCAGCACCUCUCUUGCUUCACAGCCGACCUCUUACAAGCCCCUUGUGUUAUUGCAGCCUUAAACUGCAUGGCCAUGGGAGACGUAAAUGCUGUGUCGAUAGGGCAAGCGAGUCAUAUCGGCUUGGUGCUGGGGGCCGGGGUGGUCUCUUUUGAGCAGUUGGUGUGUUUGCGAAACCCCCCUCCUAGGCAGCCUCUUGGGCUCGGUGUCAUCAUUGACGACUUGAUUGUCAUCGAAAAAGCUGCCAGGGGACAGGACUUUGACCCUCAGACUUGCCACAGCCCUCGCAUCGUUGCCCGGAUGCAUGAGGUCUACUCCUCAGCUCGUCUGCCUCGUCACGAGAAGAAGGGUUUCUUCAUGGAGAGCCGGGCUUCCUUCUGGGGCGCCGACGUCCUCGGCGAUGUGGGGUUUGUUCGCCCGUCUUGGUCCCGUCUGUCCCCGCUUGUUUCUCUGACCCUUGCUGUCUUAGAGCUCCCAGCCUUGACGGUCUCGCUCCUUGAGGUGCUUGCGGGGUCUUGGGUUUCGGUGCUUUCUUUCAGGCGCCGCGCGCUUUGCUUGCUGGACCAGGUCUACUUGCUGCAGCGAGGCCGUGGCCGUCAGGACUUGGUCGAGAGCACUGUCGCCCUUCGAGUUGAGUUGUUUUCGCUGUGUGCUCUCGCGCCCCUCAUCCGCACCGACCUUCGGGCUAAGUCCAGCGGGCUUAUCGUUGCUUCGGAUGCUUCAGACAACUUGGGCGCCUAUGUCACCUGCCGGGUUGCUCCUUGCCUGACGCGUGAGCUUCAGCGCCACGUCCCAACAAAGGGCCUUUGGGCUCGGCUCCUUUCUCCUUCUGACAGCCUGCUGAAGCGCCGUGGCUUCUUACCUCCUGAGAGUGAGCUGCCUGGCCAGGUGUACCGCACGAGCCCUCUUUGGACCCAGCUUGCUCAAGCUCUCUCCUUUCGUUUAGGGGCUGUGUUCCGCAGACGUCGUGCUGAUCACAUAAACCUGAAGGAGAUGGAUUCCUACUUGGCCGUCGAGGCGGCCCUGGGCUUCCGUGACUGGGAGUCUUCUCGCUCCCUUGCCUUACUGGACUCUCAGGUCCAGGGUUUCGACGUUCUUGCUGAGAAGUUCGCCUCUCGUGACACUGCCCCUGGCUUUUACGGCGAGUCCUCUCUUACAGGGCUCCUGGCCACUGCAGCCCUGGAUUUGGGCCUACCGUUCGUUCCUUCCUGCAAAGCUGCUCAAAACGGCAGCUACCUGUGCCUCUACUCGGGUUCAAGAGGUGUGGCAAAGGCUGCCGUCAAGGACUUGCUGGAUCCUCGGUUGCAGGAGCUUCUGCUCAAAAGCCUCGAGGGCCACGCUUUUAGUGCAGUCGUCGGGACCAUCCUACCGGUCUUCCAGAUCUCCCUACAAGCUGCCUUUCCCGUCACUGACUUGGUCCGGAGCUGCCAUGGCCUAGGCUUUUGGGUCUUCGACUGCUGCUGCGCCGACCACCUCGUGCUCCGCGGGCGCGUGGCUGGGACAGCCUUGAACUGGACGAAGGUUGCCGAAAGCCUUCCUCAGCGAGCUUGCGAAGUUUUGGCGAGGGCCCUUUGGACUGCCGUCACUAGGCCGGGUGCUUCUGUUAGCAGCUGCGUGCGCGACGACGCCGACCACAUUGGUGAGGCAAAAGUGCCAGGACCACGGAAGCCUCUUCAAGCCAGGCGCGGCUCUCUCUUCGACGUCGAGCUGGUGGAGCAGAGGACCAUCUCACUUAGAGCACGAGUUUGGGGGGCUUUCGUCGGCUGGCUAAGGGAGAAAGUCUCAAACGAGGCUGUCCUGGCUCUUUUUAGCUGCCCCCCGCUUCUUGCUUUGGUUUUGCGGGACUACGCCGACGAGCUCUACAAAACUGGUGCUUCGCUGGGCUCUUACAGACAGCUGCUGGCGCACGGGCAAAAGCUCCUUCCUUUGCUGAGGCCACACCUUAAACCAGCUUGGGAAAUGGUGUCUCGCUGGGAGGAGAUCCAGCCGAUCUGCCAUCGCACUCCCAUGCCGGAGAUUGUCUUGAAGGCCAUGUGCGGCCUUGCUUUAGCUUUGGGCUGGAAGAGGUGGGCCGCCGCAACUGCAGGCAUCUUUUACGCCAUUAUGAGGCCAGGCGAGCUGCUGCGCAUGAGGCGGCACCAGGUGCUCACCCCGGUCGAUCUCCUUGAGCCUAGCCAUCGUUGGCUCUACCUUCGGGUCGAGAAGCCAAAAAGCCGUAGGAAGUCUGCUAAAGUUCAGCAUGCCAAGCUCGAUGACCUGGUUUGUCUACAGCUGGCCGCCUGGCUUUGGCAAGACCUCCCUUCAGGUGAGCUCUUGUACCCUGGGUCCCCAGCUGUUUACAGGCGUCGAUGGGACGCGCUCCUUGCAAAGCUGAAGAUCCCUGCCUCGGUCAAGCUGACACCAGGUUCUCUGAGGGCCGGGGGAGCCAUCGCCGCCUUCCAGAAAGGGCUCUCGGUCAACGACUUGCUUUGGCGGAU
Symbiodinium necroappetens is the source of this 4748-nucleotide messenger RNA. The record is from the annotation of a GenBank genome assembly. Lineage: Eukaryota; Dinophyceae; Suessiales; Symbiodiniaceae.